AUGAUUACCAAUACUCGUAAAUAUAUUAAGAAGAACAGUGUAGAGAGUUUCAAAUAUGAUGCUAUUUAUCUCUAUGAUUCAUAUUGUACUCUUGUUAAUGAAGCAAUGACUUCUAAGAUUCCUUUAUUUGGAAUAUAAAAAUGCCUUUCAACUGUCUCAUUCUCAGAUGACAUAAAGGAAUGCAGAAGAAGAUUAACCAUCUUAAGAAGCUAAGGAUCUAUUAAAUAGUAAGAAAAACAAGAUCUCAAGGCUUAGAUUAGAGCAUUCCUUGAUAGAUAAAAUGCAAUAAAACUUGCAUUUAUACAAACUGAAUUCGAAAUUUUUGAAUAGCUUAGUCAAGAAGCUGUUCUUUAAUCAAGAAAGCAUUCAUGCAACAUGAUAUUUUAUAACAAUGUCUUGAAGAAAAGAUAAGAGAUAAUUAACUACUUUGGAAUAGACUUUAUGUCUGCAGAAGAUGAAGAAAAUAUUCUAACUGAAUGA
Molecule: messenger RNA, 480 nt
Organism: Tetrahymena thermophila SB210
Lineage: Eukaryota; Ciliophora; Oligohymenophorea; Hymenostomatida; Tetrahymenidae
Exons: 1
Source: RefSeq, a predicted model, not a curated record